Spea bombifrons (plains spadefoot toad) is the source of this 1465-nucleotide messenger RNA. RefSeq names its product proteasomal ATPase associated factor 1 (gene PAAF1). Gene Ontology annotation, molecular function: protein binding. The coding region runs from base 31 to 1206 and encodes 391 amino acids. The transcript is spliced from 12 exons. NCBI's taxonomy places the organism in Eukaryota, Metazoa, Chordata, Amphibia, Anura, Pelobatidae. The record is from RefSeq and is a predicted model, not a curated record.
UGCUUCCGGGUGAGCUGUGCCUGCAGUAACAUGGCUGCCAGAAUUUACAUCCAGAGUGAUUGGGCUCAGAGCCUCAGGAAGGUUGGUGGAGAAGCCUGGCUGUCCUGCAAGAUCGCAGGGAAACCUACAGUGUACGGGGGCCUGAAAUGCCAGGCAGUCGGUCCGGACGGAAUUCCGGAAAUCACUUCUUCUGAUGAGUUUGUGGUGCGUGAAAUCUCCAAGAAAAGUAUAGCUAUCUCCUGUCCCGCAGAAAACGUAUCCAGUACAUUUCUCUCUCCGUACACCGGCUUCUCAAGGAUCCACGCAAAAAGUAUAACUUGUAUGGAUAUCUCCAGCGGAGGAGGCCUCGGAGUCUCCACCAGCACAGACGGGUCAAUGAAGAUCUGGCAGACCAACAACGGGGAAGUGAGAAGAGUUCUGGAAGGCCAUGUCUAUGAUGUCAAUUGCUGCAUGUUUUUCCCAUCCGGAAUGGUGGUGCUCAGCGGGGGGAUGGACGCGCAGGUGAAGAUAUGGUCCGUGGAAGAUGCCAGCUGCCCCGUUACACUCAAAGGUCACCGAGCAGGGAUCCUGGACCUGGCCGUGGUGGAUCGCGGGAGGAACGUCGUAUCGUGUUCUCGCGAUGGGACCGCCAGGUUGUGGGACUGCGGGAAGUCGUCCUGCCUCGCCGUGGUUGCCGAAUGCGGCGCUCCGAUUAACGGUAUAGCUUUAGGCGUGCCGGACAAUACCGUGAAUCUAAGGACCCCGGAAGAACCCCCGAGUGACCGGGAGAUCGGGACGGAACAGAAGCUGCUGCUCCUCGCGAGAGAGGAUAAGAAGCUGCAGGGAGUCGCUCUGCACAGCCGGGCUCCGGUUUUUGUCUUUGAAGGCUCUGACGCUUUUAACUGCUGCACCUUCCUGUCCAGCGUCGGCGUCCUGGCCGGCUGUCACGAUGGCAACAUAUACCAGCUCGAUGUCCGCAAUACAAAGGCCCCAGUGCGGAGCGCGUGCAGAUCCGGGGCCCCGGUGCUGUCGUUGCUCCCCUUCCAAGACGGAUACGUCGCCAGUCAAGGGGACGGGACCUGCUUUAUUCAGCGCGGUUCUGACAUCGUUCUGGAACUCACCGAACCGGACUGCGACCCGGUAUACAAGGCGGCAGCCACAGAUAAGCUGAUUUACACUUGCUGUAGAGAUGGAAUUAUCCGGAAGUAUCUGCUGACAGACCUCUAAUCAACGUUCAGACGUUUUGGGACAUUCUGGAUGCCGGUAUUUAAUGCAUUAUCUGCAGCCGAGCCAAAACCGGACCAAAAGGAUACAUGUUUCUUACAGAAAAAAAAGUUUUGCUGGGAAGAUGAACAUUUUUUGUUUCUUUUCUGGUCCUUUUUGGGACUCGGGUUUGAAAGAAUUGAUAAAAAAAAGGCAACUGCCAAAAAGCUUCUAUGUAGCCAAAAAAUGUAAGGUUAUUAAAGUAUUGGUUGUUUCGUAACAA